UGAUGCAUUGCAUCCACCUCAAAAAACUAAUGAACUUGAUCACCAAAUCCCUUGUAUCUCUCUAUCUCUUUUGCCCCCCACCACCUUCAUUCAUAGUAAGGCACAAGAAUCACAUCUCCUUUCUUCUCCUUCUUCUUCUCUCUCCAAAUAUUUUCUUGAUGGAGGACAAGGAUGAGGAUUGCUCGAGUAGUAACAAUAGUAGUAGCCAUGGAGGAGGAGAAGCGGAGGGAGGCUUCUUAUCGGAGUAUUUCAGUAGGGCGAAGCUUGUGAUGCUUGUUAGCAUUACUGUAGCACUGUUGGUGCUUCCGUUGGUGCUGCCAUCGUUGCCCCCGCCGCCUAUGGUGGUGUUGUUGUUGCCGAUAUGCUUGCUCAGUUUAUUGUUCAUCUUAGCUUUUAUGCCAUCUGAUAAAUUGCUUCCCCUGUCAAAUGAGAUGUGGUAGUGUAAUGCUCUAAAGGCUUACUUUCAAUUGUUAGUUGUUGAGCACAUGUAUAUUUCGA
Molecule: messenger RNA, 498 nt
Organism: Zingiber officinale
Lineage: Eukaryota; Viridiplantae; Streptophyta; Magnoliopsida; Zingiberales; Zingiberaceae
Exons: 2
Coding region: 3-440 (145 amino acids)
Biological process (GO): positive regulation of organ growth
Source: RefSeq, a predicted model, not a curated record